Molecule: messenger RNA, 2353 nt
Organism: Colius striatus (speckled mousebird)
Lineage: Eukaryota; Metazoa; Chordata; Aves; Coliiformes; Coliidae
Gene: OPRM1
Product: opioid receptor mu 1
Exons: 4
Coding region: 9-1478 (489 amino acids)
Biological process (GO): sensory perception of pain; neuropeptide signaling pathway; G protein-coupled opioid receptor signaling pathway
Cellular component (GO): neuron projection; membrane
Molecular function (GO): G-protein beta-subunit binding; neuropeptide binding; beta-endorphin receptor activity
Source: RefSeq, a predicted model, not a curated record
CGUGCGCUAUGGCUGUCGCCUACCUGCUGGGCAACGGCUCCGCGCCGCUCCUCGCCGGCGCUCUGGAGGUCCCCUUCGCCGUCAACGCCUCGGCCGCCGCCACCGGCUGCCGCUCCGCCACGCCGCCCUGCGCGGCCGCGCCGCCGGGAACCUGGGGCAACACCUCGGCGGCGGCGGGAUGGAACCGCUCCGAGCCCUGCGGCGGAGCCAACGGCAGCGCGGGCGGCGGCGGGCCCUGCGCGCCCGCGGGCGGCGGCCCCUCCGUGGUCACAGCCAUCGCCAUCAUGGCCCUUUACUCCGUGGUCUGCGUCGUGGGGCUCUUCGGCAACUUCUUGGUCAUGUAUGUCAUCGUCAGAUACACGAAAAUGAAGACUGCCACCAACAUCUAUAUUUUCAAUCUGGCAUUGGCAGAUGCCCUAGCAACAAGUACUCUGCCGUUCCAGAGUGUGAAUUACUUGAUGGGAACGUGGCCAUUUGGUACCAUCCUUUGUAAGAUUGUUAUAUCCAUAGACUACUACAAUAUGUUCACCAGUAUCUUUACACUCUGCACCAUGAGUGUGGAUCGCUACGUAGCUGUUUGCCACCCAGUUAAGGCCCUUGAUUUCCGUACCCCCAGAAAUGCCAAAAUUGUCAAUGUCUGCAACUGGAUUCUUUCUUCUGCCAUUGGCCUGCCAGUUAUGUUCAUGGCAACUACUAAGUACAGACAUGGCUCUAUCGACUGCACACUUACAUUCUCCCACCCUGCAUGGUACUGGGAGAACCUCCUGAAAAUCUGUGUGUUCAUCUUUGCCUUCAUCAUGCCAGUCCUCAUCAUUACCGUGUGCUAUGGGUUGAUGAUUUUACGCCUGAAGAGUGUUCGCAUGUUGUCUGGCUCCAAAGAGAAGGAUAGGAACCUGCGAAGAAUCACGAGGAUGGUUCUUGUCGUGGUGGCGGUGUUUAUUGUCUGCUGGACUCCCAUCCACAUUUAUGUCAUCAUUAAAGCCCUGGUCAAUAUCCCAGAAACUACUUUCCAGACUGUCUCCUGGCACUUCUGUAUUGCCCUAGGGUAUACUAAUAGCUGCCUUAAUCCAGUCCUUUAUGCAUUUCUAGAUGAGAAUUUCAAAAGGUGUUUCAGAGAGUUCUGCAUCCCCACUUCCUCAGCCAUUGAGCAGCAAAACUCCACCCGAGUCCGACAAAAUACUCGUGAACAUGCUUCCACUGCCAACACUGUGGACAGGACUAACCAUCAGAGGUGUUUUCUGUGUAAGUUAUUUUCAUGCUUAAAUCUCACAAGAUCAUCUAGAACAAUGCAUUUGCAGUUCAAGAGGUCUUCUCUAACAAGGAUUACAUGUUCCACAAAUUCAAAGGGAAGUUAUUUCUUUCAGUGCUCACUUAAAAAAACCCCAAAUCUCCAAGCUUCACCAUCUUCUCUGUUUCUUGCAUUAAAACCAGAUUUUAAAAUCAAAACAAUGAGCUAUCACUUUUUCUUUAAGAGAUGAGUAAAUGAAAGUAUUCCUUUUUGUAACUCAUUGCCAAAUGAUCCCCAAAUGAGCACAGACUCCAUUCACAUAAAUUCCUAUGUGAAUAGAAAUCUAGCUAUAGUCCUGUCAGAGCUAGUACGGACUAGAUGACUUCUCUUUCAAGUAGUUUGUCAAAUGUUAGCUGCUGUGUCAGCAGCAUUUUGAAUUUCUAAGGCAGUCAUUGACAGUCCCUAUGUGAAGUGCUUGGACCAGUUAAUGCGUUACAUCUUUCUUAAAGAAAAAAAUAAAGUUAUGGUUUGCUAGACAUCUAUUUUUUCUUAACCAAACCCAUAUGUUUGCUUUUCUAACUAAUGCAAUACAGUCUGCAUCUCCAUUUUGUAUUAGCUGCUAAAACACAUGAAGAUUUAUAAAAAAACAUUGUACUGAAGUAAAUACCACCUUAAGUGUUUUCUAGUAUGAAAAUAGAAAUAUGCGUGUAGAUAAUUUGUGGUGCAAUGGUAUUUUCUAGCCAUUGUUUGUUACCUGCUUUGUAAAUAAAUCAUCAGUAGUUUACCAGGGGAAAAUGUACUUUGAUUCGUUUCAUUGUAUUCUAAUAUCCAACUCUAUGGAACAGGGGAGUUUUGCCCCUUUAUUUCUGCAGCCAAAAUGUAUUUCUUAUUUUCAUUGUUAAAAUCUAUGUAAUAAUAUGCUUUUAAAGUGAAAUUGUUUGUUUCUGCCAUGGAUUGUGUAAUAAAGAUUGAAGGCUAAAUCCUUGUAAGUUGUAAAUUAAAGUAAUAUUUGAGUUUCAUCUCUGUGUUACAGCUAAGUAGGUAGGCCAAUAUGUCAGCAGAAUGUGAAACUAGGUAUAGCAGAAGUGCCUUAUUUAUUUUCCAUUUUCUGUUGAAAAUUACACU